Molecule: messenger RNA, 1290 nt
Organism: Staurois parvus
Lineage: Eukaryota; Metazoa; Chordata; Amphibia; Anura; Ranidae
Source: the annotation of a GenBank genome assembly
AUGAAACCAUACUCCUGUUUGGAUUGCGGGAAAAGUUUUACCCAGAGGGCACAUCUCCUAUCACAUGAAAGAAAUCAUACAGGAGAAAAGCCGUAUUCCUGUUCAUCAUGCGGGAAGAGCUUCAUCCAGAGAGUCCACCUGAUUUCGCAUCAGAGAACUCACACCGGAGAGAAGCCUUUUUCAUGUUCUGACUGUGGGAAAUGUUUUUCAGAACGAUCGUAUCUUAUUACACAUGAGAAGGUCCAUACGGGGGAGAAGCCAUAUCUAUGUUCUGAAUGUGGGAAACGGUUCUCCAAAAAAACGUAUCUUAUGUCUCAUCUCGGUUCCCACAAGAAACAGGAUCUUCUGGUGACGGGAAAUGGAGGUAGUUGUAAUGAUCACCUACCUGCUGUCACCCAUCAUAUACUUCAUAGGGGGAAGGAAGUAUUCCCGAGUUUUGAGUCUCGCGAAUGUUUUACCGAACGGGCGAAGCUCUUCUCACAAAACAAAACUGAUGCCAUAAAGAAGACUUAUUCAUGUUUGGAUUGCGGCAAAUGUUUUUCUCUUAGCUCGUCCUACACCAAACACAAGCAAAUCCACACGGGGUUGAAGCCAUUUUCAUGUUCCGAAUGUGGCAAAUGUUUUACGCUCAACUCGGCUCUUAUUCGACACCAGAAGAUUCACACCGGAGAGAAACCAUUUUUCUGUUCCGAAUGUGGAAAAUAUUUUACCCAGAGGACCAGUCUAACUUCCCACCAGAGGACCCACACCGGCGAAAAGCCGUUUGCCUGUUCAGAAUGUGGGAAAUGCUUCAGCCAGAGAUUAGGUCUUGUUACACACCAAAGAACUCACACUGGGGUAAAGCCAUUUUCCUGCAACGAAUGCGGCAAAUAUUUUACUCGGAAAGAAAGCCUUCUUUUCCAUCAGAGGUCUCACACUGGUGAGAAACCAUUUUCAUGUUCCAAAUGCGGGAAGUGUUUUACUGGAAAGAGCGGUCUCCUUUCGCACGAACGAACUCACACCGGAGAGAACCCAUUUUCCUGUGCAGACUGUGGUCGGCGUUUUGCCAAAAGAAAGGAUUUGGUUGAACAUCGAAGAAUUCAUACGGGGGAGAAGCCAUAUUCAUGUUCCAGUUGUGGGAAACCCUUCGCCCGGACGUCUUCUCUUAUCAGACAUGAAGCCAUUCAUUUGGGGGAGAAGCCUUAUUCAUGUUCUGAAUGUGGGAAACGGUUUUCUCAGAAAUUUCACUGGAAGUCACAUCUCGGUUCCCACAACAGCCAAGAGGACCUUGCUUCAAGUAGUGGCAGCUGA